AUGGCGGAAGUAUCAAAAAAAUCUCAAUUCGUGGUCGUUGAGUUCGAGGAAAAGUGCGACGGGGAAGAGCCCAGCUUCGACGUAGUUCCCAGGUCGUGGCUUAUCGAAGAAGAGUCGAUGAUACAGUGUUUUUAUCCGAAAAAGGGAUCGAUAAAUAAAAUUCGGAAGUGGGCAUCCGAAAAAAAAUCACCAGAGGACAACUGGGGGAUAUACCAAGUUACGAGAAUCGUCUGCGAAGCGAAGAAUUGGGAACAGGGCUUACGGCGGCUCAAUAAGACCCUAGAAUCGUCGUCGAUCAACACCGACGAUACCCAAAUUGAAUUUCAGGAUACUCAAGAGUUGGCCGGACUCACCAGCGAAGAAGAAAUGUCUCAAACUCUGCGAACGCAGCAAGCUCUACCUUCCAUAGGAGACGAAACUUUAAUGAAUAAUUUAUUACUUGGUAAUAUCACGAUCGUGCCGGAGUCAAACAAUAAUACAGAAAUACUGAAAGAUUUCAACACUGCUUUGGAGGAAAUGGAGGACCGCAUCAUCAAAGCAAUAAAAUCUCAGAAGAGAUCUCUUCAAUACGAUAUGGAUAAAAAAAUCGACGAGUUGAAAUUUAUGCUGUCCGGUUGUGCCAAUCUGGGGACGGUCGACAACGUCAAUAAGGAAAAUAAUGUGCGAGCUCAACUUGGAGUCACCAUGCCCAUCAAAACACUCGAAGAAUUUCUAGCCUUUAAUGACGUUCUGGCAGUUUCGGCAGAAAAACGAGAGUCUUUGAAAAAAAUGAUCCGAUUCGUUGUUGGCGGUAACAGCAAUUUCCGAACAGCUUUGAAUCGAGCUUUACUGGCCAUUUUUGAUAAGGAAGUGCAGCUUCACUACAGCGGAUGCGGUAGGCGAACGAAAAAUCAGCCUGGAAAACUUCCCUUCGUAAAAACUGUGGUUUUUAUUUGCAUCAAAGAUGUGUUCCUGUCAGGAUUUGCCAACGAUGUGCCAAACAUUCAAGCACUGGUUUCCAACAUAAGCCGUUGGCUCGCAGGCGCAGGAGACAGAGAUGGUGGCCGAGCCCUCCGCCUUUCCACUCCGAAUAACGGUGACGUAGAGAAUCCCCGUCGUUCUUGGCUGCAAGAUCUUCGGAAUGUUAACGAGAAUAACAAUUAA
This is a messenger RNA of Diprion similis, 1143 nucleotides long. RefSeq lists its product as uncharacterized. NCBI's taxonomy places the organism in Eukaryota, Metazoa, Arthropoda, Insecta, Hymenoptera, Diprionidae. The coding region runs from base 1 to 1143 and encodes 380 amino acids. The transcript is spliced from 6 exons. The record is from RefSeq and is a predicted model, not a curated record.